AUGACUCGACUCGGACUGUCGGAGAGCAUGCGCUCGACCGCGUCGGUGGAUGGAACGGAGCCAAUAGGCAGGCUGACGCACCUUCGCCCACUCUUGAAUCUCACCGAAGCACCAACACUGCCAAGAGCCGCAGGGAAACCGUCUAGCGAGCACGAGACAGAGCGAAAGUUCAGUUUUUGUGCGUCCUUGAACCUGCUGCGGUUCAUUUUAGGCGGUAUAUUGGCCAUCGUGUUGUUCUUUACAGACUUUGACGUACUCCCUUUUCCCUCGGGGACCCGAAGGAGCAGCACAUCGCAGGUCGGAGAGCAGUUUGAUCAACUGGAGAGGAGUAUCUCGCUCCUUUUGCGAGGCACCGUGGAACUUACAACGACAGCCGACAACUUUCUCCAGCGCUCUCAAGAAGUGCAUGCAAAAGCUUUUGCGAGGACGGAGAUGCUAUAUAAUUUUUCCAACAGGAGCUUUGUGGAGGAGGCAAAGGUACAAGCUGAAGAGCACUCGCAAGUCAUGCGGGAUGCGCUGCAGUACUACGCGCAUCAGGAACAAAAGAUCCUGGAGACGAAAGGGCGUCUGGAUCCAAUGCAGGUAUCGCUGUCGAUGAAGAGCUCAGUGAGGCCAGUGCGUUCGAUAUGGUACGGAGACAAGCGGGAGGUGACAGAAAACGGUCGCGAGAUGGACGCCACAAACGCAGUCACCAACUUUGUAAACAAAAAUCGACACGUCGGUAGGACUGACGACCACCGGUUACAUCCGAAGAGCACAUCUGUUCCGAUGGACGUCGGGGAAAAAUGCAGCAAUCGACAGACAAGCGUCAAGCAGCCGACUUUAUAUAGAUCGGUCCUCUUUUACGUCGCCGUGGCCUUUGCUUCUGCUGGUUAUCUGUGGAACACCAUUGUGAAAACGGAAGAGAAAAAGACGGAAAGUGCCAAGUGGUCGUGGUCUCCUGUUCCAAAGGUUUUGAAUGAGUUGAUGAAGAUGCUACGAGCGCAAGUGGUGAGAUGGUUUGAUGGUGCCCGUCGGCGAAUCAAGUCUUAUCGCUCAUGA
Molecule: messenger RNA, 1041 nt
Organism: Peronospora matthiolae
Lineage: Eukaryota; Oomycota; Peronosporomycetes; Peronosporales; Peronosporaceae
Source: the annotation of a GenBank genome assembly